AUGGCAUCUAACGACAUCCCUGAUCGCAUCUUGCGAGAGGUUCGGGAGGAAUUGGCCAAUACUCCGUACCACUUUAAGGGCGCCACUCUUCUCAGUGGAGGGACGGCGAACUUUAUCUACCAUGUGAGCUUGGUGCAACAUUUGUCUGAUGGAACAGCCGAGGUGGCCGUGAAGCACGGCGAGGGCUUCCUAGCUCAGAAUCCGGACUUCAAACUUCCCACAACACGAUGCCGGACUGAGGUGUCAUGUUUGGAAUAUCUCUCUGCCCUGCCGCCGAGCGCGGGCAACAAGCUCAGCGUCAUGACGCCCAAGCUAUUUUAUUUCAACGAAAAGACGAACACGCAAGUUCAAGAGUACCAGCCGAGUCCGCUGAGCCUUAAGAACUAUGCCUUGCAAUACUUCGGGGCUUCGGAUUCCGGAUCGAUGGAACCGCAAUGCCUCGACAUUGGUCAGGGUAUAGGCAAAUGGCUUCGAGCAUUUCACGAAUGGAGCAACUCCCCGGAGCAGCGAAAGUUUCGCGAUGUUGCGGCAACAAACAAGGAGAUGCAGAAGCUCAAGAACUGGGUGAACUACGUGAGAUUACCCAGCUCUAUCGAGCGGUUUCCGUCUAUUCUUUGCGAGUGCGCCAGCACGUUGACGGCUAUUGCGGAUAAAGCAACAAGAGAGAUGGAGAAUGAUGAUAAACUGCAGGUUAUCCACGGCGAUUUUUGGACUGGAAAUAUCCUCUUAGAAGAUCAGCCUUGGGAGAAGGAACACAACCGCAUUCUUGUCGUUGACUGGGAGAUGUGCAUGCUUGGCGUUACUCCCCUCGACCUGGGUCAGAUGAUUGCGGAGCUUUAUGAGCUAAAGCUGUACAAGGACAUGGAUGCUGGGCGGUGGCUGAUUCAGGGCUUCAUAAAGGGCUACGGUGCAGUCGAUGAUGAGUUUGCUUUUAGAACUUUGCUUCAUGUUGGUGUUCAUCUCAUCAGCUUCGGCACGACUGUGAAGGAUUGGGGCACGGAAGAACAGAUCAAGAGUGUGGCCUCCGAGGGACGGGAUUUGGUACUGAAUGCGUGGGAUAAGAAUCGUGCAUUUUUCGAGUCUCAUCCUCUGAGUUGUAUCUUCUCCUAA
Messenger RNA from Colletotrichum graminicola M1.001, 1110 nucleotides. RefSeq names its product phosphotransferase enzyme family protein. The record is from RefSeq and is a predicted model, not a curated record. NCBI's taxonomy places the organism in Eukaryota, Fungi, Ascomycota, Sordariomycetes, Glomerellales, Glomerellaceae. The transcript is spliced from 3 exons. Bases 1 to 1110 code for a protein of 369 amino acids.